Molecule: messenger RNA, 480 nt
Organism: Cantharellus anzutake
Lineage: Eukaryota; Fungi; Basidiomycota; Agaricomycetes; Cantharellales; Hydnaceae
Exons: 3
Coding region: 1-480 (159 amino acids)
Biological process (GO): regulation of transcription by RNA polymerase II
Cellular component (GO): mediator complex
Molecular function (GO): transcription coregulator activity
Source: RefSeq, a predicted model, not a curated record
AUGAGCACCCCUAACCGAGGCAGGCCUUUUACGGAUGUGUCGCGAAGGGCCCCUCUAGAUACAGGGAGGCUGCGGUCUGCCCGACCACCGACGCAAGCGGCUGAAGAGGAACGGAAUUCUGAAGAAUAUCUCACGCAGAUGGAAGAAGACUGGAACAAGCGAGUCGACACGGAGAUCGACACACUUGUGUCUGACAUGGUUACCUUGGCUGAGAUUGCUUCGAUUGAAGAUAAAGAUAGGCUCCGAGCUUCCCAAGAAGCGUUUCAGACUAUAUGUCGGGCAGAGUCGAUGGUAUCCGCAGCUUCAUCUUUGUUAUCGAUCACGCAUUCGCUUAAGCUGCUGUUCUUGCUUGCAGACGAGCAAGAAAUUGCAAACCGACGGGCCCAAGAGAUGGUUGUGGUUCGGGAACAAAUAGCUGAAGCUCAAGAGUGGACCAUUAAAGGAUGGGAGACGCUGUUGUCCUCGGGAAGCAACUCUUAA